GUUAGUUGCGUCUGCCGAUAAUAGCACAUCAGGCAGUGCUCUGCUAUUGGGAGAGCAGAGCACAGGCGGUGAAGAGGACUGAGCUGCUGCGUACAGAAUGGUACACUAAGAAGACAGGCGCACUCACAAGGAGACAGUGAGGGAUAAAGCUCGCGAAGAGAGAGCGCAUCAUCACAUGUAGAGAAGAGGACUGAGAAGGAGCAGGGCAGUGGGAAGCAGAGAGGAAAGGAAGGAGGGGAAAAAGUUACCCAGUCAGCAAGAGAACCUGGAGCAGCCGAGACUCACUGGGGUCUUGGUCCCUCUGGAACAGUCAGGCACAUCAGUUGGAAGCGCAUGUGGAGAGUGAUAUUACAGGAGGGAGUGCUGUAACUUCUUCCUAGAAAGACAGUCCUGUCAUAAGGCAAGGGUAAUGCUCCUCACUGGACCCUCCUGCAUAGCUUACUUCAGGAUUAUCACAGCAAGGCAGCGGCUGUGAGCAGAGGAAAUUAAAUGUGCCAGAGGUGUCAGUGCAUUUCAGUUCAACUUGUUUCUGUACAGGAGACUUUUUUGAAGUGGAUACAGUUUCGUACCUGAGUGCCUUUUUUUUCCUUUAUUGCUUCAAAGUGUGAAGCAGUGGAGACUCGGAGGGCAAGUUGUUCUGUCCUGUCAUCUCUGAGACUAUGUUAGACUGUGCGUCAGAGAGCCCCUCAUCAGCAGCUGCAGCCUUAGAGCAUGGAGAAGUCCAGCAGUGAGGAAUCAGCCAUUCACCGUAGCCCCUCAGUAGAUAGCCGUGACUCAGAUUUUCCCCAAGCCUCUACGUCUGGCCGCCCAUUUGGCGGCCGCGGCUUCACUGCCGGCGCUUUCUACGGCUCCACAGGGCCACGCAAAGACGCACAGCAGGGACAAGCUGGAGCGGCAGCUGACACCAGCGCAGGAGACAAGACCAACAACAAGUACAGCUCACCUAAAGGCAGCAAAUACGUAGUCUUUUACCUGGAUCUAUCCUUUGUGUUCCUUUUAGAAUUCAAGAAGUGCAACAUGGCGAGAGGCUGCCUCUGCUGCUUGAAGUAUAUGAUGUUCAUCUUCAAUCUUAUCUUCUGGUUAUGUGGCUGUGGGCUGCUUGGCGUGGGAAUCUGGCUCUCUGUGUCACAGGGUAGCUUUGCCACCUUCUCACCCUCAUUCCCUUCACUGUCAGCUGCCAACAUGGUCAUCGCCAUUGGCGCAAUCGUCAUGGUAACAGGCUUUCUUGGUUGCCUGGGUGCCAUCAAGGAGAACAAGUGCCUGCUUCUGAGCUUCUUCAUUGUACUGCUGAUAAUCCUUUUGGCGGAGCUGAUAUUGCUCAUCCUGUUCUUUGUGUACUCAGAUAAGGUGAGUGAGAACGCCAAGCAGGAUCUGAAGGAUGGGCUGUCUUUGUACAACUCAGAAAACAACAUAGGCCUGCGAAAUGCUUGGAACAUCAUCCAGGCAGAGUGGAAGUGCUGCGGUGUGAUAGCAUACACGGACUGGCAUGAGGCCCUGAAAGAGAAAGUAGUUCCUGACCGUUGCUGCCAGGAGCAUUACCAAAACUGUGGGCGUAACUCCACCAACAUGUUCUGGAACAGGGGCUGCUUUGAGAAAGUGGAAGAAUGGCUGGACGAUAACAAGCAUCUGCUGGGAACCAUAGGCAUGGUCAUCCUCGUGGUGCAGCUCCUGGGCAUGGCGUUCUCCAUGACACUCUUCCACCACAUCCACAGAACAGGGAAGAAGUAUGACGCUUAGCCUCAGAUGGAAUAACCCGAUGGAGAGGGCCCCACUGCCUGAUGGGAUAAGACUCUGAUAUGAACAUCCCUACUUUCCCCUUCACUUUGCAGCCUCUGUAGAGCAUCCUUCGCCUCCCCCUUCCCAGACCUGUACAGAUUCCAGCCGUGUUCCUGCCCCCUCUUACUCUUUCUUCUUAUCAUUCAUUUUGCCAAAGAGUAACACAACUGGAUUAGAAGGGACAACUACUUUUGGCAAGGAAGAGAAUCCCAUUGGUUGUCACUCCUCUUGAGUAUACUUCAUUUAUUUUUUUGUCUUUUUUAAUGGACUAACCAAUUGCUGGAAGGAAGGAUGGAUUCUGAGACAAUGAAUACUAUACUUAUUCCCACACAGCCUCUCUAAGACAAAGACAACCCAUGAAACUGAAGAAAACUUCACUUCUUGUGGGGAUUUUGCUUUUUUUUCAUCAUGUUUAUUAAAACCAAGCCCAUUUUUGUCCCUUGUAAAUGAAUAAAGAUCAAAUAUGGCAUGCUAGUUUUCUACUUCACUGACUUACCUAUUUCCUUGAAAUAUAUGUUCCUGCCACUUUUUGUUUAGAACCGUUUAGAUUUUCUUUUUUUCUUUCUUUUUGUAUGUAUAUGAUCAUCUCUCCUGUGGAAUGUUAAGUGUUGAACAGAUCAGUGCAAUGAGCUCCUAAACGUGCAGCAUGUGUAUGUGUAUGGGGUUGGAUUUGACAUGAUGUUGCUGUGGAGGGCCAUUGACAUGUCAGGAUGGGUUUUUAGUACUGUCCUUUUUUUUUUUUUUUUUUUUUUUACUGUAGGGAUUUGGAUAAAGGGAGUGUGCUGGAGGAGAGUUAUUUGAAUAUGAGGAAUAUCAUCAUUGGAUUAAUUUUAUAUCAAAUUCUGUGGUGUUCUCUGAAAAAUACAUUGCAUUGCACAAUUCUGCCUGUAAGCACACACACACACACACACACGGUGCAGUACAACAUACCAAUGAUAUUCCAAUUCCCUAUGAGACAACAAAAAUGGUGUUUAAUGGUUGUUUAUUACAGCUUUACGAGCCCUGUCAGCCAGCGAUCUGAGUGAUAAAGUUGUUUUGUUUUUUGUUUUUUCAGGACUGGAUUGUGUGUGUGUGUGUGUGUGUGUGUGUGCCUACGUAGCUCAAUGUGUUUGUUUUAUCAUGCAGUCCAAGCUGCAAAAAGAAAGAAUUUUACAUUGAAACACUGAGAUUCAGGGGCAAGAAGGCCACAAACAGAGCAGACAUGCAUUCUCACUGCAGCCAUCAAUAGUGUUGGCAGAGGCAGCUAGAGGCUUUCUCAUAAAGAUCUCAUCCAUUCGCUCUGCCCUCCUCAUUUUUACUCUCUCUCUCUUUCUGUCCAUUUUUCUUAUUUCAUCCCAGUAUUCUUCACACAUGUCAGGAAGCAAUGAGUUUCAGGCUCCACACAUGCACACAGUGUCUUCAUUGACGUCCCUGCAAGCAACUCCUCAUAUUUUGCUUAGGCGCACUUCUCAUGCAGGCAAGAGGAGAGAGGAGGGAGGCAGGAGAGUAGGCAGAUCAAAGCUGAGACAGAAAGGUAUGGCAACAUGCCCUGUAGGACACGUCUGUUUAUGUCUGUUUAUGUGUUGAUGCGCCACAGGAGGGCUGAGCAUUAGCCAGCCUCCUGUAGACUGAAAAUCCUCUUUAUCUGCUGGUGGCUUAAAUACGAUGCCCUCCGGUGUGCCUGUUCAAAAUUUCUUAGGACCUAGUCAUAUAAAAAACUACAUUAGUGUUGAGAGAUAAUUUAGCUGUGGGUGUCAGGUUUUUGUUCAUUGGUUAUUGUGGCAUUACGCUCUCCAGAAUAAAUGCAAUUGACAUCUGAAUGUCAUCAGGGCGAAAAGGAAAACAAAUAAGCAAGUGAUCAGAAAGCUGUGAACACAUUGACAACUUAGCAUAAUUGAUGAGUUUGGAAAUCCUAAAAGACUGAAUGAGUAAUCUGCAUGAAACUGGAGCUGGUUUGGUUGCAUACUGAACAAAGGAAUCAGAUAUAUAAGAUAUAUUUUUCCCUCUCUUUCUCUUUUUUAUGUUUGAAUUUAUUGGCUCAUGUCGUCAUUUUUUUUCACUUUCUGCUGCUGCAACUCCAGCUUUUUGUUGCCAAACAGCCAUGCAUAUCUGUCAUGUUGAUUUCUGGCUUUGUUUGGAUUGAAAUCCCUCCAUUUGUGUUGUUCAUUUAGUAUGUGUUUGCUAAAAUGAAACCAAGUAAUCAAUGUUGCUUACUUGAUUAAUUUAGCAGCAAUUACAUAAGAAAAAGCCUCAACAUACAUGCUUCUUAUGUGGCUAGAUGAGUAUAUGAGUCAUUUUUAACCACCCCAAAUUCUACAGUGUUGAUGUAAGAUGUCACCUGCACAUCACUGAUAUUUCCAGAAGCAGAGAUUGUGAAGCUUGUGCAGCCAAAGCUGUGGCUGAUUGAAGCUGUUACAGCCACACAAAGCUUGAAGUGGAUGCAUUCUAAAUUUAGUCCAGUAUAAUUGCAGAGUUUUUGCUUCAGAAUGAAACACAAACCUUAGAAAUUGUUCCUUUUUGUUAAAUGGCCUAACAAAGAGAAGAAAAACAGACUAAAUAAUUAUACAUAUUUCCAGUCUGGAUGAAUGUCUGCCUCAAAGCUUCUUCAGACAUGUUUCUUAGCCUGUUUUUGACUAAAUUGGUUUAGUGAUUGUUUAAUCUGAGAGACAGUUUAAGAAGGGAGGGGGGCUGGUUUGGCCUGUCACGUGCAGGAACCCUGCUGGCCGAGAAAACACUGUCUACCCUCAUAUGCUUCGGCUCGUCUUGUGUCCACGGGGGUAACAUGACAGCUGCUGAUGUACAGUGCAGACACGAGUGGUCGCAUCUCCUCUGCUUGGCUGCCUCCGCAAACUCUACACAUCCUUUAUUUACUGCUUCACUCUGCUGAAAUCUGGCACUAGAUACAGGCACUGGCUCUUUAGACAGCUCAAAGCACCUGUGGGGUUUUCUGUACCCAGGAGGGGCUGCAGGAGGAAUAGCUGUAACUGUUCUGUAAAUCUGGCUGCACUGCAUUCCUACAGCAGGCAUGAAGUUAAGAGGAAAGCCAAGGUAAAUAUUUCUCUCACAUUGGCUGGAAAAGUCUUUAAACAAAGAUGACACAGACAAACAAAGAGAAAGCAAAGCAGUGGAAAUAAAACAAAUUCAGGGACUGUCUCCAAAUCUGAUAUCAUAUUCAGAGCCUCAGCUGGCAGACUCUGUACCUCUUUGGCCCGACUGAUCUGACUGAACCAACAUCUCCUUGUUUCCAUGAUUCUGUCAGGUUAAGUGUUCUUCUCGUUUUUAGGAUGCAGCAGUGAAUGCCAUUUUAACUGAAGCUGUUCGGUGAUGUUGGUUUUAUACACUAGACUGUUGCUUAUUCUUUUCGCUGGCUUUUUGUUUCCACUAGCAAUGAGACAC
This is a messenger RNA of Melanotaenia boesemani (Boeseman's rainbowfish), 5151 nucleotides long. RefSeq names its product tetraspanin 9a (gene tspan9a). Bases 712 to 1737 code for a protein of 341 amino acids. Lineage: Eukaryota; Metazoa; Chordata; Actinopteri; Atheriniformes; Melanotaeniidae. Gene Ontology annotation, cellular component: membrane. The transcript is spliced from 7 exons. The record is from RefSeq and is a predicted model, not a curated record.